AUGGUUGGUGUCAUGUGGAAGGUGAUUGUUUUGUUGGUCCUCUUGAUGGUCAUCCCUGGUGAUGGACUGUUUCGCUCCAUGUACCGCAGUGCCCAGGUUUCUGUGCCUCCUACGGGAAAUUCAGGAAGGCCGUUAUAUCUUACUCCUUAUAUUGAAUCUGAGAUGAUCAAGGAAGGGAAAAGAUUGAGUUUGGUCACUCCUUUUCAAGGAAUUAAAGUGAAGAGUUUCUCCGGCUACAUCACUGUGAAUAAGACUUACAACAGCAACCUCUUCUUCUGGUUUUUCCCAGCUCAGAUAGAGCCAAAUGAUGCUCCAGUUGUGCUUUGGCUUCAGGGAGGCCCAGGAGGUUCAUCCAUGUUUGGACUCUUUGUGGAGCAUGGACCUUAUCUUGUCACCAGGAACAUGACCGUUCGUGCCAGACACUUCUCUUGGACCACCACAUUUUCCAUGCUUUAUAUUGAUAAUCCAAGCCUAAUGGAGGUGCUGCUGCUGUUUAUCUCCAUGUUGGCUGGUGACCAGAACACUCUGAUUGUUCAGACAUAUCUUCCCACCAAUGCAACUUGCAUUGCUGCACUAACUCAGUUUUUCCAGUUGUUUCCUGAGUACAGAAACAAUGAUUUCUAUGCCACUGGAGAGUCCUAUGCAGGGAAAUACGUGCCAGCCAUUGCACACUAUAUUCACACCAGAAACUCUGAGAAGAAACUCAAGAUCAACCUGAAAGGAAUUGCUCUUGGCGAUGCGUAUUCUGAUCCUGAGUCGAUUAUAGGGGGCUAUGCAGAGUUCCUGUACCAAAUUGGCUUACUGGAUGAAAAGCAGAAGCAGUACUUCCAGCAGCGGUGCGAUGAGUGCAUAAAAUACAUCAAGGAGAAGAAGUGGCAAAAUGCCUUUGAAAUACUGGAUAAACUGCUAGAUGGAGACUUGACAAGUGACCCAUCUUUCUUUCAGAAUGCUACAGGAUGUGCUACUUACUAUAACCUUUUACAGUGCACGGAACCUGAGGACCAUGAGUACUUUGGGAAAUUUCUGUCUUUCCCACAAGUGAGAAGAGCCAUCCACGUGGGAAACAAGACCUUCAAUGAUGGCGCUACAGUGGAAAACUACCUGAGGGAAGAUACAAUGAAAUCAGUUAAACCUUGGCUCACUGAAAUCAUGAAUAACUAUAAGGUUCUGAUAUACAAUGGACAACUGGACAUCAUAGUAGGGGCCUCCCUCACAGAACGUUCCCUGAUGGCCAUGAACUGGAAAGGAUCCAAGAAAUACAAUAAUGUAGAAAGAAAAGUUUGGAAGAUCUUUCAAUCGGAUAAUGAAGUGGCUGGAUACGUUCGUGAAGUGGAUGACUUUUAUCAGGUGAUUGUUCGAGGCGGAGGACAUAUUUUGCCCUAUGACCAGCCUCUCAGAUCGUUCGACAUGAUCAAUCGAUUCAUCUAUGAAAGAGGAUGGGAACCUUAUAAUUGA
Messenger RNA from Dipodomys ordii (Ord's kangaroo rat), 1455 nucleotides. It is a transcript of the gene Cpvl, whose product is annotated as carboxypeptidase, vitellogenic-like. Gene Ontology annotation, molecular function: serine-type carboxypeptidase activity. The transcript is spliced from 12 exons. The coding region runs from base 1 to 1455 and encodes 484 amino acids. Lineage: Eukaryota; Metazoa; Chordata; Mammalia; Rodentia; Heteromyidae. Gene Ontology annotation, biological process: proteolysis. The record is from RefSeq and is a predicted model, not a curated record.